CUGUUCCUUCUUUCUAUGCCAGACACCCACCCACAGGCAGAUUAUGGGUAUGUACGUCACCCAAACCAUGCCUUUUCCCAGCCAAUCUCAUUCGUUGGCCUGUUCCACUCUCAACCUUCACCUACCAUCAAACUCAGGAGGGGCACCUUCAACGAGAGCACAGCAUGUCUCUUCGCCGCUUCCAGAAAUGCCACUACAUCAACAAACCUGAGAGAUGUGCUUUUGGAUCUCGUCCCUAAAGAACAGAGUAGGAUUAAAAAUUUCAAAACGCAGUAUGGCAAAACCAACAUCGGCUCAAUCACUGUGGAUAUGAUCUACGGUGGGAUGAGAGGUAUGAAGGGCCUGGUGUAUGAGACCUCAGUGCUGGAUGCAGAUGAGGGAAUUCGUUUCCGUGGUUACAGCAUUCCAGAGUGUCAGCAGCUGUUGCCCAAGGCUCCAGGAGGUGCCGAGCCACUGCCCGAAGGUCUGUUCUGGCUGCUGGUGACAGGCCAGGUGCCCACAGAGGAACAGGUGAACUGGCUGUCCAAGGAGUGGGCCAAGCGUGCAGCUCUUCCCUCCCACGUGGUCACCAUGCUGGAUAACUUCCCUACCAACCUCCACCCCAUGUCUCAGUUCAGCUCCGCCAUCACAGCUCUGAACAGUGAGAGUAGCUUCGCCCGAGCCUACUCCGAGGGAGUCAACAAGGCCACGUACUGGGAGUUUGUCUAUGAAGACUCCAUGGAUCUGAUCGCUAAACUGCCAUGCGUUGCAGCCAAGAUUUACCGCAACCUUUACCGUGAGGGCAGCAGCAUCGGCGCCAUCGACUCCAGUCUGGACUGGUCCCACAACUUCACCAACAUGCUGGGCUACAGCGAUGCCACGUUCACUGAGCUCAUGCGACUGUACCUCACCAUUCACAGUGACCAUGAGGGUGGUAAUGUGAGUGCCCACACCAGCCACUUAGUGGGCAGUGCCCUGUCUGACCCCUACCUGUCCUUCAGCGCAGCUAUGAACGGCUUGGCCGGACCUCUUCAUGGACUGGCUAACCAGGAGGUGCUGGUAUGGCUGACGGCCCUGCAGAAGGAGAUGGGAGGAGAGGUGUCUGACGAGGCCAUGAGAGACUACAUCUGGAACACCCUCAAGUCUGGAAGGGUGGUUCCAGGUUACGGCCAUGCCGUCCUGAGGAGGACAGACCCCAGGUACACCUGCCAGCAGGAGUUUGCCUUCAAGCACCUGCCCGAUGACCCCAUGUUCAAACUGGUGCACCAACUCUACAAGAUCGUGCCCAACGUGCUGCUGGAGCAGGGCAAGGCCAAGAACCCCUGGCCCAAUGUGGACGCCCACAGUGGAGUGCUGCUGCAGUACUAUGGGAUGACAGAGAUGAACUACUACACGGUGCUGUUCGGCGUGUCCCGAGCACUGGGGGUGCUGGCCCAGCUGAUUUGGAGCCGAGCCCUGGGCUUCCCCCUGGAGCGCCCCAAGUCCAUGAGCACGGACGGACUCAUGAACCUGGUGGGGGCCAACAAAUCCGGGUAAAGAUGGAGUAGGAUGAGGACAAAUAAUAACAAAAGGGGGACGGAUUAGGAUGCUAAAUAUAUAGUACACUUAUGAAAACAUUAAAGGGCCUUUGCUGGAUUUAGCCGGUUCAAGUCAGUGACACCAAGGUUAUUUUUUUCCUUUCGUUGAGCCAUGGUAGUUGUCUUGAGAUAUUGAAGAUGACUUGGUUUUGUAAAUAAAUCAUGUCCAUUUUUUUGUUCUAAAAUGUGGGGCACUCGCAUUGUCUGACGGAAUUAUCCAAAAAACCAAAACAAAAGACAACACUCCAUGGCAAGCAAGGUCCUUCUGUAAUGUAACCACUCUAAUCUGGCCUAGCAGGUUAGAAUAUGUACAGUAUGCAAAUGACCAGGGUCGGUAGAUUAGUAAUAGGGUACUGCAGCCCCUUUCAUCACUGACUGACGACACCGCUAUCAAUUAAGGCAGUAUUCACCAACCCCAUGGCACCUCUGGCAAUCAGAAUACUCUGCAGGUUGUACAGUGCUUCACAAAUGGCGCUAUUUGUUCUCUUGGGAAGGGAGGUUGUUUUGAAAAGUGAUAGACAGGGUAAGACAGCACUGUUUCCCAAGCUGAAAGGACUUUGACUUUUUAAAUAUUUUCUAUCAGAUUCGGGGAGUGUGAAUUCAUCUUUUAGACUUUCUUCAAGACCUGAGGGCAACCUUAAAAUGUCAAUUGAACUCAAUAAAUGUUCUUAUCAGCAAAAUGAAUGUAAUUGAAGAGAUGGCUAGCAUUGACUAAUGGCACACUUGACCUUUAGAAUGUUUUGUAAAUGUUUGCUGGUUUUACUAUGUCCAUCUGAAACACCAUAUGAAAUAAUCUAAUGGUUGUGUUAAACUGGGUUGUUAAGAUACAUAUUUGCUUGGUUUAGUUUUAAGGUUGCCCUCCGGUCUAGUGGUGGGGGGCCUUAUGUGUUUGUAAUAGUCUGUUUCAAUGCAGACCUUAUCCAAUACACUCCAAUUGGGCACAGAGGGCCCAACACCACCCCCUGGGUAUUAAUUUAAUUUGUUUUCAACAGCCCCCUACACUAUCUUUUCCCAGCUGAUUCCUUCCCACAUAGUAUACAUGUAUUUUAGGUUUUACAAGUUAGUUCUGAUCCUGUUUUAAUCAAACCUCAGGUUAUUCUGGUUUAACGAGAAAUACAUCUGAUGUGAGAUCAUUGUAAAAUGAAGGAGGAAUUUGAACUUUAAUGUCGCAGAGUGGGAUUGUACAGUGGAUGUGGGAGAGAAAAUGGAAAACAAAACAAAGUCCAAUAAAUGUUAUUAGCAAUUA
Messenger RNA from Oncorhynchus tshawytscha (Chinook salmon), 2802 nucleotides. RefSeq names its product citrate synthase, mitochondrial. Bases 16 to 1515 code for a protein of 499 amino acids. The record is from RefSeq and is a predicted model, not a curated record. Gene Ontology annotation, cellular component: mitochondrial matrix. The transcript is spliced from 11 exons. Gene Ontology annotation, biological process: tricarboxylic acid cycle; citrate metabolic process; carbohydrate metabolic process. Lineage: Eukaryota; Metazoa; Chordata; Actinopteri; Salmoniformes; Salmonidae.